Microplitis demolitor is the source of this 2257-nucleotide messenger RNA. RefSeq names its product leucine-rich repeat-containing protein 47. Gene Ontology annotation, molecular function: RNA binding; phenylalanine-tRNA ligase activity; protein binding. The record is from RefSeq and is a predicted model, not a curated record. Gene Ontology annotation, biological process: phenylalanyl-tRNA aminoacylation. The transcript has 5 exons. The coding region runs from base 317 to 1924 and encodes 535 amino acids. NCBI's taxonomy places the organism in Eukaryota, Metazoa, Arthropoda, Insecta, Hymenoptera, Braconidae.
GUCCAAGUAAAAAAGAACUGCAGAAGUAGGGGUAAACAUUAAUAAGUCAGUGAAUUCAAUUCUUAUUUGUUAUCUAACCUGGGAUUUUAUUUGCGAGCGUAAAUGUAAUUGUCGCACUUCGCACUUACAUGAUAAUCUAGGACUUGAUAUAAAAAUAUUUUCGCAUAUGGUUGCAAUGGUUACUAUUUAACCUAAAACUGCCGGUUCAAAAAUAACUUCACAGAAAUACAGAUUUUAAAUUUACAUUUGCGAUAAUUGUCAUUGAUUAUAUCAAUAAUUAAUUUUUUUCUAUAACUUUUACAAUUAAAAAUUGAAAAUGAGUGUCGACAAUAAUUGGAAUGAAAUUGAACAAGUAAAAAAAGAAAAACGUCACGAAUUAAUUCUGUCUGGUGCAUCAAUAUCAGAAAAAAUAAAAUCAUUCGGUUUAAGUGACGAAUUAUUUAAUUGUGAAACGUUAAAUUAUUUGAAUAUCAGUCACACAUGUCUUCAAUUAAUAUCCGAAGAAAUUGGCAGGUUAACAAAUUUAACGACAUUAGUAUUGCAUUCAAAUCAACUGCUAAAUAUUCCGGUGACAGUAAAAAAUUUGACAAAGUUAAAAAUUCUUGACUGUUCAUGCAAUGAACUGACACUGGUACCUGAUGAAAUCACUUUGUUAACUCAACUGACGACUCUUAAUUUGAAUUCGAAUUCGCUAAGUAAGUUGCCGUGUCUUAAAGCGAAUGUUAAAUUAAAUACAUUAGAUUUGUCCAAUAAUAAAUUUGAUGUAUUCCCGGACGUUUGCUAUAAUGAUUUGAGUCAUUUAGCUGAAGUGAAAAUCAGCAAAAAUAGUAUUAGAGAAAUUCCGGAUGCUAUUUCUGCACUGCCUUCAUUGAAACAUCUUGAUGUCGCUGAUAAUUGUAUCAAAGCUGUACCUGGUGAACUCGCCGAUUGUCAAAAGUUAAAAGAACUUAACUUGAAAGGUAAUAAACUAAAUGAUAAACGACUCGAGAAAUUAAUUGAUCAGUGUAGAACAAAACAAAUACUUGAUUACGUAAAUCAGCAUUGCGAAAAAUCGUCUAAAAGCAAAGGAUCAAGUGGUAAAGAGAAUAAAAGCAAGAGUAAGAAGAACACAAAAAAUGACGGCCACAACAAAAAUAUUAACGAUGAAACAAUUGACAAUUUAACGCAUAAAUUGAAAAUAAUCCACGUUAAUAAUGAGAGUCCUGUUAUUAAAAUAACUGAAAGCAUAAAACAAGUACGUCCUCAUAUUGUUGGCUGCAUCGUUAAAAAUAUCGCAUUUACUGAAGAAAAUUUCAAGAAAUUUAUUCAGUUGCAAACAAAAUUACACGACGGUAUUUGUGAUAAAAGAAAUGCUGCUACCAUUGCGACACAUGACUACGAUUUAAUAGUUCCAGGAGAUUUGACAUUUACUGCAAAGGCGCCCACUGAGAUUGAAAUAAAACCAUUGGGCCGCACAAAACUUUUCACAGCUGCUGAAUUAUUUAAACGUCUUCAGGUCGAAGCGGAUAAUUUACGACGUGAAAAGAAACGAAAUGUUUACUCUGGGAUUUACAAAUAUUUAUAUUUGAUCGAAGGAAAGCCAUUAUUUCCAUGCUUGGUAGAUUCAGCGAAUCAAGUGAUAUCGUUUCCGCCAAUCACUAACAGCGACAUUACAAAAAUGAGUGUUAACACUAAAAAUAUGUUUAUUGAAGUUACUGGUGUUACUUCUCAACAAAUUUGCAGAAAUGUAAUGGAUGAAUUUUUGAAAGAAUUAAUCACACAAGGGUUAUGUUCAUCAAUGGAAAAUUCAAACCAAACUUCAAACGCUCAUAAUUUGGAGGUCGAACAAGUAAAAGUCGUUGAUAUGGAGGGAAAUUUGAAACAUAUUUAUCCAUCACGAGUUGAUUUGAACUUCGAUGAUAAGAUUAAAAUUAUAAGAGAUUGAUGAUAUAUGAAGUGGUAUAAGAUCAUAUUUUUUCCAUUACUGGACAUUUCAUACAGAAGUUACAUUUGAGCACCGGCGAGGUUUACUAAAAGCUAUACUUUUUUUGAAAAAUAUUUCGUCAUGACCACUACAAUUUAUCUUAAUCUAGUUACUAAUCGCUGUUAUUAUUUUUCAAAGUUUAGUUCUCGUAUAGUUUAGCUUUUUGCAAAUUUCGAAUUUCAAAAAUAGAAAAUUAGAUAAACUCAAUGUAUCAUCAUAAUUUAUAUUAAACUUUUAGAAAUGACCUAUGAAAAAAUAAUGUACAAAUAGGAAAUAAAAUAUUUCUCAAUUUUC